This is a messenger RNA of Sphaeroforma arctica JP610, 1184 nucleotides long. RefSeq lists its product as hypothetical. The record is from RefSeq and is a predicted model, not a curated record. NCBI's taxonomy places the organism in Eukaryota, Ichthyosporea, Ichthyophonida. The coding region runs from base 126 to 494 and encodes 122 amino acids. The transcript is spliced from 2 exons.
GACGUAUAUUACUAAAUAGUAAACGAACCUGUACGUUUGUGUAAGCAGAGCUACAGACUUUGUAUCUGUAUUAUAUAUACACAUACAUACAUACGCACAUACGCACAUUCGCGAAAAAUCCAAGUAUGCCUCUUGGUUUCGGAGAGAUCGUUAUCAUUGGUUGCGUUGGCGCUACGGUGCUAAUCGGACCCAAAAAGGUCAUCCCACGCCUAGCCGAGACAAUCAAGAUGGCCCGACAAGCCAUGGCCGAGGCUUCCAAGGAAGGUGCGGCAGAGAAUGCGAUCCAGAAGUCCAACGCGUUUAAGACACCCACCCCCCCUCCCGGAGGACCCACCCCCCAGCCACCGCAGCCACCCCCACAAGUACCACAAACACCCCCACGCCACAGCCACCCCAGCCACCGUCUAACCCGCAACCACCCACACCCCCCACCAUCCCUAAUGAAGUACCUGGGCCCAAGGACUUUCCUCCGCCUAAGGGUGUGUGAGGAAUGAAGGACAUGAACGAGGGUUCUAGUCUGUAGGUAAUCUGCUGGAGGGUUGGAUGAUAUGAAGGUGGUUUGUAGGCCAUUGGUGGUCUGGUGCGCAUGCUGGUGUCUGUAGCGCGAAGUGUUCGGAAUGAGGUUCUUAGGUGUCGAUAACUAUAUAUAUUUGUUUGUCUAAGGGUGUAUACACAUCUGCUUCCAUGAUUUCUUAACUGUCAGAGGUUAUUGGAGAAGUCUAUUUUCGUAGUUCGAAACUUGAGCAGGGUGGGUGUAAAUCGAUACGUUGGCGUCGACGAAGGCAUAUGAUGUCACUCACAUAGAUCUCCUUGAGUGAAUGUUAAGAGACUUGGCAUAACCGCCACACAUCUCCUUUAUACAUAGACGCGUAAAUGUGUAUUGCACCAUUUAUAUAUACAUGCAUAUAUAUAUAUAUAUAUACAUGCAUAUAUAUAUAUGUAUGUAUGUAUGUAUGUAUAUGUAUGUAUGUAUAUGUGUAUUUCAUAUAUAUAUAUAUAGUGUAUUUUCUACACGUCGGACGUCUCGUGUAGUGCAACCACAUGACACAUGUAUGGCUCAAGACCACUAUGUCGUAUCAUCCGGAAUACAUCAUAUAUCGAAAUCAAUUCAUAGCGCUGGCUGGCGACAGCGCCAACUUCCUUAAACUGGACUGUAGUCUAUAAAUAAAGGCAUUUAUAACCUA